Molecule: messenger RNA, 588 nt
Organism: Verticillium alfalfae VaMs.102
Lineage: Eukaryota; Fungi; Ascomycota; Sordariomycetes; Glomerellales; Plectosphaerellaceae
Product: eukaryotic peptide chain release factor subunit 1
Exons: 2
Coding region: 1-588 (195 amino acids)
Biological process (GO): cytoplasmic translational termination
Cellular component (GO): cytosol; translation release factor complex
Molecular function (GO): translation release factor activity, codon specific; sequence-specific mRNA binding
Source: RefSeq, a predicted model, not a curated record
AUGCCGCCCGCCGGCCCCUCCACCCACACAUCCCACCUCCUCUCGUCCGCGGCCCCCGACCUCGAACCGGCCUCCUUCUCGCGGACGCACACCCGGAGCCGCUCGCCGCAGUACAGCGGCCCCACGUUGCGGUACUCCAGCCUCCGCACGCCCUCGCGCGGCGCGGCGCCCCGGAGCGCCGCGAACACGAGGGCCAGCGACACGCUCAAGGCCCUGGACCUCGGCGCCGUCGAGACGCUCAUCGUCUUUGAGAACCUCGAGAUCACGCGCUACGUCCUCAAGGACAGCGAGGGGGCCGAGAUUGUCAUCCACACGACCAAGCAGCAGGAGACGGGCGACCGCUCGCAGUUCAUGGACAAGGCCACCGGCCAGGAGAUGGACAUUGUGAGCCAGGAGUCCUUCCUCGAGUGGGUCGCCGAGCACUACAAGGAUUUCGGCGCCACGCUCGAGUUCGUCUCGGACAGGUCGACCGAGGGCAACCAGUUCGUCAAGGGCUUCGGUGGCAUCGGCGGCCUCCUCCGCUACAAGGUCAACUUUGAGCAGCUGGCCGAUUUCGACGAUGAUGAUGAUGAUUACUACGAUGAUUGA